This is a messenger RNA of Scleropages formosus (Asian bonytongue), 1714 nucleotides long. RefSeq names its product E3 ubiquitin/ISG15 ligase TRIM25. The coding region runs from base 39 to 1628 and encodes 529 amino acids. The transcript has a single exon. Gene Ontology annotation, molecular function: protein binding; zinc ion binding. Lineage: Eukaryota; Metazoa; Chordata; Actinopteri; Osteoglossiformes; Osteoglossidae. The record is from RefSeq and is a predicted model, not a curated record.
CCUGUCGCUCUCUGCUCAGUGUACAACUGAGUGCCAUCAUGUCUGUGCGGAAAACGGAGGAGCUCCUGGCCAAUGAACUGAGCUGCCCCAUCUGCCUGAAGCUGUUCUCCGAGCCGGUGAUGCUGCCCUGCGGCCACAACUACUGCCUGGCCUGCAUCUGGGAAGCCAUGAUGUCCGAGAAGGGCCCGCACCUCUGCCCCGAGUGCCGACAGGAGUUCCCAGGCAGCAAAGCCCUGCAAAGGAAUCUAAAGCUCUGCAACAUCGUCGACACCUACCGGGCCGCUCUGGAGAAAAGUAGCCGUGACCAAGUGUGGUGCGGCCACUGCCUGGAGGACAGGACACCAGCCGCCAAGACGUGCCUCAGCUGCGAGAUCUCCCUGUGCUCGCAUCACCUUCAGAGACACUCCAUUAAGUACUCCUUCAGCAACCAUACCCUAAUGGAGCCCAUGUCGGACCUGAGCGGGCAGAAGUGCUCCAUCCACAGCAAGGCGCUGGAGUUCUUUUGUGUGACGGAUGCUUCGGUCCUGUGUGCCUCCUGCUUCAUCGAGGGGACCCACCAGGACCACGACAUCCAGAACUUUGAAAGUGCUGAGGCGGACAUCCGCUGCAUCCUCCAGUCCCAGGUCAAGCUGGCCAGUAACAAGAUGAAGAUGGUUGAGACCCUGCUGCAGAGGAGCUUGGAAGAUGAGAAGGUCUUCGCCACUGCCAGAAACAGGCUGGUCGCCAAAAGCAUGACUCUGCUAGGCAGCAUGCUUCAACGGGUGAACAGCUACAAGUCCGGGCUGAGCCGGGAGCUGGAGGAGGAGCAGGGAGGCCAGCAGGAGAGCUGGCAGGCGGGCAUCAACCAUGUCAUGAAGCAGCAGGCCGGUUUGAAGGAGGUCCACGAUCAGGUCGCAUCAAUUUUGGAGGAGACAGACACAAGCAUGUUUGUCCUGAGGUACCUUGGGAUCAAGGAUCGGCUCAAAGACGCCAUAGAAAGCAACGUGAGCAUGCCGUCACAACGAGUCUUGGACGUAAAGCGCCUCCAUGCAGCCAUGGAGACCGACGAGUUCAGAGAGGAAAUGACUAGGCUGCUACAAGCUCUGCACACCUUGCUGAACCCACUAGAGCUGACCUUUGACCCAAACACCGUCCACCCCAACUUGAUCUUAUCCAACGACCUGAAAACAGUGAAGUACAGCGCCAAACGGCAGACGUACCCCGAGCACGCGGAGCGCUUCCAGACCACCCCCCAGGUGCUGUGUGCUCAGGGCUUCUCUGGCGGCGAGCACGUCUGGGUGGUGGAGCUGGGCCCCGGAGCAUGGUCCGUGGGUCUGUGCUACCACAGCAUGCCCCGGAAGGGAGACGUCAGCCGACUGGGCCACAACGCCGUCUCCUGGCGCCUCCAGUGGAAGAACAAGAAGCUGACGGCCUGCCAUGGGUCCAGCGUUGCGGCGCUCCCCGACACCCUGCCGCCCCUCCGAUUGGAGAUGAUCCUCGAUUACGGAGCGGGCACCUUGUCCUUCCACAGCACCGUUGGCCGCAGGGAACACCUGCACACCUUCAGGACCACCUUCCGGGAAACAGUUUACCCUGCCUUCAGCAUCCAUUCCACCAGCACCGAGUCCUGGAUUACUUUACAGAACUGAAUCUCAUCUGGUACUGAGAUUAUGGUUUUUCGUGGCAUAUUCUGUCUUUUAUAGAAGUAAGCAAAGGAGAGGUAAUUGCUCCAAAA